Messenger RNA from Sorex araneus (European shrew), 797 nucleotides. It is a transcript of the gene CD247, whose product is annotated as CD247 molecule. Bases 35 to 532 code for a protein of 165 amino acids. Gene Ontology annotation, cellular component: membrane. Gene Ontology annotation, molecular function: transmembrane signaling receptor activity. Gene Ontology annotation, biological process: cell surface receptor signaling pathway. The record is from RefSeq and is a predicted model, not a curated record. The transcript has 8 exons. NCBI's taxonomy places the organism in Eukaryota, Metazoa, Chordata, Mammalia, Eulipotyphla, Soricidae.
CCUCGCACCCCGGACGGACGGACGGACGGACGCGAUGGCCUGGCGGGGGCUGGCGGUGGCCACCAUCCUGCAGGCCCAGCUCCUGCCCGCGGAGGCCCAGAGCUUCGGCCUGCUGGACCCCCGGCUCUGCUACCUGCUGGAUGGUUUCCUGUUCAUCUAUGGCGUUGUCAUCACCGCCCUCUUCCUGAGGGCCAAGUUCGGCCGCGGUGGGGAUGGGCCCAUGGAUCCGUCGGGCCACAACCAGGUCUACAUUGAGCUGGGCACAGGCGGGCGAGACGAGUAUGACGCGCUGUACAAGGGCCUCGGCCAGAACCCCGAGGGCAGGGGCAAGCAGAGAAGGACGCCCCACCAGGAAGGCCUGUACAACGCCCUGCAGAAGGACAGGAUGGCGGAGGCCUACAGCGAGAUCGGCAUGAAGGGAGAGAACCAGCGCCACAGAACCAAGAACCACGACGGCCUCUACCAGGGGCUCAGCACGGCCACCAAGGACACCUACGACGCCCUCCACAUGCAGGCCCUGCCGCCCCGCUAGCGCCCGGCUUCCGGCCCCCAGACCAGGCCCCCCUCCCCCCCGACACUCACCCUCACGGGCCCUGUGAGGUGCCCCGUCCUCAGGGAUGCGUGGACACAGCCUGUUUGGGGACUCUGGGGGGCCUGGCGCUGCUGUAAAUUCGCCUGCUGCUGUCCGCCUGUGUCCGCCAGGGGGCCCGGGGACAGGCCGCCGCUGAGGCCGUGUGGGGAGGCCCCGAGGCUGCGCUGACCAUUGGCUACGCCAGCCCCGCUGCUCUCAAUAAAUG